AUGGGCUGGAUCUCGCCGAAAAGCGUCAAAAAGAAGGCGACAGGACUCACCCCAGCCGACGAAAAGGAAGAAGAGAAUGAGAGUGAUCGUGAUGACCUCUCAGAAUGCUCCUAUCAGUCAUCGAACGAGGCUUCUGUCAUUCAGCAAAACGAGUACAAUACUGAUCGAGAUCCAGAUGCUGAUUUGCGAAACCUGGAUUGCUUCCACGGAUUUCUGCCACGAUGGGAGGCUGAAGAAAUCCUUAUGCAGACUGGAGACUACCUUGUGCGCAAAAAGGAACAAAAUGAUGAGGUUGUCACGAUUUUGUCGAUUAGAGCCGAACAAACGCCACCAAAAUUUUGGCAUCUCAUCGUACCAAAAGUGGAGGAUAAAUGGAUGGUCACCGAUAGCCUGGCGAUCACUGACUUGGGAGUUUACUUGAGUGGUAAACGCAAUGAUGGUCAACCGAUUUUAGAAAAUGAUCAACGAUCAAUCCUUCGCCAUUCCAUUCCUCGACAAGCUUGGGAGUUACGCAGCAACCAAGUUCAACUCGGCAAGAAAGUGGGUGAAGGUGCUUUUGGAGAAGUAUUUUUGGGAACACUUCAACUUGAUACUGAUCGAUCGUUGCCUGUUGCCGUAAAACGACUCAAGAAUGUCACCGUUCUUGCUGAACAGAAAGAGCAAUUUGUAUCUGAAGCUCGUUUGUGUAGGCGACUUCAUCACGAGAACAUCGUUAAAUUUCGUGGUGUAAUGGUUGAAAAAACGCCGUUUUUGAUGGUACUUGAAUGGGCUGAUGGCGGAUCACUUUUGGACGCUCUGCGCAAAUUUGGCUCUACUUAUAACAAUAUGCAAAAGACGCUGUUUUGUGUUCAAGCAGCUCAAGGCUUUCGCUACUUGGAGAAGAAUCGGAUCAUUCAUCGGGAUAUAGCUGCUAGAAAUUGUCUCAUUGGCAGUGGAAGAGUCAAAGUCUCGGAUUUUGGAUUGUCUUUGUUUUCACAUGAGUUGCGUAAGAUUGACCUCACAACCGAGAUUCUUCCUAUCAGGUGGCUGGCACCCGAAACGUUUUCUUCAUGGGUUUUUUCCAACAAAACUGAUGUCUACUCAUUCGGUGUGAUGAUGUGGGAGGUGUUCGCACUGGGACGUACGCCAUAUUCUGAUCUUGAUUCAAAACAGGUUGCUCAAGGAGUUCUAGGAGGAAUGUAUCUUCAACCGCCUCGCGAUACACCUGAUGGAGUGAGCAAUUUGAUUCUGCUAUGCCAAAGCAAUGAUCCAAUGAAAAGGCCAAACUUUUUGAAGCUGAAGCUCCAUUUGCGCAAAGAAUACGAUAAACUCGCUGGUCGCCGUGGUUUUGUGAACUUCUUCAAGAAGAAAACUUAU
Messenger RNA from Mesorhabditis belari, 1356 nucleotides. NCBI's taxonomy places the organism in Eukaryota, Metazoa, Nematoda, Chromadorea, Rhabditida, Rhabditidae. The record is from the annotation of a GenBank genome assembly.